AUGCAGCAACCGCUCCUCCAGCUCGUGCUCGCCGUCCUCUUCUCCGCCAUCGCCUCCUCCUCGCCGGCGCUCGCCUCCUCCGCCGCCGAUGAAGGCUCGGCGACCUACAUUGUGUACCUGAACCCCUCGCUGAAGCCCUCGCCGUACGCCACGCACCUGCACUGGCACCACGCCCACCUCGACUCGCUCUCCCUGGACCCCUCGCGCCACCUCCUCUACUCCUACACCACGGCCGCGCCGUCCGCCUUCGCGGCCCGCCUGCUCCCGUCCCACGUCGCGGAGCUCCGCGGCCACCCCGCCGUCGCGUCGGUUCACGAGGACGUCCUGCACCCGCUCCACACCACGCGCUCCCCGCUCUUCCUCCACCUCCCGCCCUACACCGCCCCAGCCCCUGAGCAGGGCGACGGCGGGAGCUCAGACGUCAUCGUCGGGGUGCUCGACACCGGCGUCUGGCCUGAGAGCCCCAGCUUCGUCGACGCCGGCAUGGGCCCCGUGCCGGCGCGCUGGCGCGGGACCUGCGAGACCAACGCCACCGACUUCCCCUCCUCGAUGUGCAACCGCAAGCUCAUUGGCGCGCGCGGCUUCUUCCGAGGAUUCGGGGCCGGCGGCGGGAACGGUUCCCACGUCAACACCGAGCUCUCCUCGCCGAGGGACCACGACGGGCACGGCACCCACACGGCGUCCACCGCGGCGGGGGCCGUCGUGGCCGACGCGAGCCUCCUCGGGUACGCGCACGGCACGGCGCGGGGCAUGGCCCCCGGAGCACGCGUGGCGGCGUAUAAGGUGUGCUGGCGGCAGGGCUGCUUCAGCUCCGACAUCCUCGCGGGCAUGGAGCAGGCCAUCGACGACGGCGUCGACGUGCUGUCCCUAUCUCUCGGCGGCGGCUCGUACCCGGUCUCGCGGGACCCCAUCGCCGUCGGCGCGCUCGCGGCCACCCGCCGCGGCAUCGUCGUCGCGUGCUCGGCCGGGAACAGCGGGCCGUCGCCGUCCUCGCUGGUGAACACCGCGCCGUGGAUCAUCACCGUCGGAGCGGGCACGCUCGACCGGAACUUCCCGGCGUACGCGAAGCUCGGCAACGGCGAGACCCACGCCGGCAUGUCGCUCUACUCAGGCGACGGGCUCGGCGACGACAGGUUCCCUCUGGUGUACAACAGAGGCGUCCGCGCGGGCAGCAACGCGAGCAAGCUGUGCAUGGCGGGCACGCUGGACGCGGCGGCGGUGAAGGGCAAGGUGGUGCUGUGCGACCGGGGCGGUAACUCGCGGGUGGAGAAGGGGCAGGUGGUGAAGCAGGCGGGCGGCGUCGGGAUGGUGCUCGCCAACACCGCGCAGAGCGGCGAGGAGAUCGUCGCGGACAGCCACCUGCUCCCUGCCGUCGCCGUCGGCGCCACGAGCGGCGAGGCUAUAAGGAGUUACGUGGAGUCCGAAGCAGACGCGGAGGUGGUGCUGAGCUUCGCCGGCACCGCGGUGGACGUGCAGCCGGCGCCGGUGGUGGCGGCGUUUAGCUCCCGCGGGCCCAACAGGCAGGUGCCGCAGCUGCUGAAGCCGGACGUGAUCGGGCCGGGGGUGAACAUCCUGGCCGGGUGGACGGGGUCCGUCGGGCCGACCGGGCUGACCAUCGACGAGCGGCGGCCGGCGUUCAACAUCCUGUCAGGAACAUCCAUGUCGUGCCCUCACAUCAGCGGCCUGGCGGCGUUCGUCAAGGCGGCGCACCCCGACUGGAGCCCCAGCGCCAUCAAGUCGGCGCUCAUGACCACGGCCUACGCCGUCGACAACACCGGCUCGCCCCUCCUGGACGCGGCUGCCGGCAGCGCCAACAGCACGGCCACGCCCUGGUCCUUCGGCUCCGGCCACGUAGACCCCGUCAAGGCCCUGUCCCCAGGCCUUGUCUACGACACGUCCAUCGACGACUACGUCGCCUUCCUGUGCACCGUCGGCGGUGCCUCGCCCCGGCAGGUCCAGGCCAUCACGGGGGCGCCGAACGCGACGUGCCAGCGCAAGCUCUCCAGCCCCGGCGACCUCAACUACCCAUCCUUCUCCGUCGUGUUCGGCCUCCGGAAAUCGCACACCACCGUCAGGUACCACCGCGAGCUCACGAACGUCGGCACCGCCAGCUCCGUGUACACCGUGAAGGUCACCGGUCCACCCAGCAUCGUCGUGUCCGUGAAGCCAGCCAGGCUCGUGUUCAAGAAGGCCGGGGACAAGGUCAGGUACACCGUGACGUUCAAGUCGACGGCGCAGGGCGGCCCGAUGGACGCCGCGUUCGGGUGGCUGACGUGGAGCAGCGUCGACGGGGAGCACGACGUGCGGAGCCCGAUAUCCUAUACGUGGGGGAUGUAA
Molecule: messenger RNA, 2337 nt
Organism: Lolium rigidum
Lineage: Eukaryota; Viridiplantae; Streptophyta; Magnoliopsida; Poales; Poaceae
Product: subtilisin-like protease SBT1.8
Exons: 2
Coding region: 1-2337 (778 amino acids)
Biological process (GO): proteolysis
Molecular function (GO): serine-type endopeptidase activity
Source: RefSeq, a predicted model, not a curated record